AUGCUGAUUUGUAAGCAUUGUAAAAGAAACGAACUAUUGGAAUAUCUUGAAUGUAAUAAUUGCGGAGAAUACAUUCACAUCGAUUGCCUUAAAAGCUCUAAUGUGACAGAUAUGUUAUUAGGAGAUGUAUUUUUUAUUUUCAUUUGUAAAGAUUGCAACGUCAGUCUGGAUGAAAGUUGUUAUGGCUACUUUCACUGUGAUCAACAUAUUAAAAAAUUUGUUAACACAAAUUGGAAAAUAUUAUUCCCUCAUAUGAAAACCAAAAGAAAAAGUUGGAAGCAAAUGAUUACUACUACUUUAAAGUCAUUCACACCUGAAUAUUUCCUUUGCGGUGAUGGUCUUUUUGAAUUUCCCUCUGGUUUAACUGGAUGGUAUAAAUUGGCAAAGCCCGACAUGCUUCCAAAUUGUGCACUCUUAGAUCGAAAAGGAAAAAAAAAGAAAAGAAAAUUAAAAUCAGAACAUGAAACCCUUGAUGAUUUUGGGGAAGAAUCUACUUGCUCCGAUAAUAAUACCCAAGAAUCAGAUCAAGCUCGAUUGUCUACGUUAAAUUUUUUUUCCUACGAUAAUUCAUCAAUUCAAGAAAAUAUGUAUUCCAGGUCUUAUGUGAAACCAACACCCUCACUUUCAGAGUAUUUGUUUGCAGAAGAUGAUAAAGCAGAUGAUAUUGAUAUAGAAGUAACCAGUGUAGAGUCUGAUUUAGAUUUAAAAAAUCAAAAUUUUUCCAUGCUUCAAAAUUGUGGAAUCAAGAUUGAGCCCAGUAUUAAUGAAGGAAGUAAUUUAGAUUCUCAAUGGAGCAAUAAAUUUGACUUGGAAAAUGAUUUUCGAUAUUCAUGCAAAAGCCUUUUUACUAAAAAUGAAUUCUCUAAUUGUAAACCUUGGCAAAAAAGUUUUAUGGUUUCAGGAAAAUAUGCAUCCGUUAAUGAAUUUAAAGAAGAUAACAUUGUUCUUAAUUUAUCUAAAAAAUUACACAAUACGUCCAAAAUGUCUGUAGCUGAUAUACGUUUACUCAGAAAACUUAAACUAAGAAGACUGAAAAGAGAAAAAAAUUUAAAUAUUUUUGAUAUAAACUCGGUAUUAAAACGGUCAUGGUCGCUAUCAAAACCUACUGUUGAAUAUAGAGUUCUUGAUAGGUACUUACACCAAACAGUAUUGAAUAGUAAUGAUGGAGAAAAGUUUGAAUCAUUUAAAACAAGAUUGUUGGGAAGCUCAGAACAAUAUGAAUGUUUUGUUAGUCCUUUUACUCAGAGAGUUUUAAAACCAUUUAUUAGACGGGAUUAUGAAAGUGUACCAAUUUGGUUAAAACUUAUGGAUGAAUUAUUAAAAAAAGUUGAUCCCAAUAGUUUAAAAUCUUCUCCUCGAAUUCCUAUAGACUAUACUUAUGUUAGACCACAACACAUACCAGCUAUUAAUAGUUUAGCCCAAAGAUAUUUUUGGCCAGGAAUAAAUUUAUCCGAAUGUCUUCAAUACCCAGAUUUCAGUUGUGUUGUACUUUACAAAAAGCUUAUAGUUGGUUUUGCAUUUCUCGUACCUGAUGUUAGUGUGAACGAAGCGUAUGUCUCAUUUAUUUUUACUAGACCCGAAUGGAGGAAAGCUGGAAUUGGUUCUUUUAUGCUUUAUCAUUUGAUUCAGACAUGCAUGGGCCGUGACAUAACUCUUCACGUUUCUGCUACAAAUCCGGCUAUAUUUCUAUAUCAAAAGUUUGGUUUUAAAAUGGAAGAAUUUAUACAAGAUUUUUAUGAAAAAUAUUUACCCGGAGGUUCUAGAGAAUGUAAACAUGCCUUUUUUCUUAGACUUAGUAGAUGA
This is a messenger RNA of Pediculus humanus corporis (human body louse), 1803 nucleotides long. RefSeq lists its product as uncharacterized. Bases 1 to 1803 code for a protein of 600 amino acids. Lineage: Eukaryota; Metazoa; Arthropoda; Insecta; Psocodea; Pediculidae. Gene Ontology annotation, molecular function: acyltransferase activity, transferring groups other than amino-acyl groups. The transcript is spliced from 10 exons. The record is from RefSeq and is a predicted model, not a curated record.